Messenger RNA from Acomys russatus (golden spiny mouse), 1793 nucleotides. It is a transcript of the gene Fam89b, whose product is annotated as family with sequence similarity 89 member B. The transcript has 2 exons. The coding region runs from base 724 to 1293 and encodes 189 amino acids. Gene Ontology annotation, molecular function: transcription corepressor binding. Lineage: Eukaryota; Metazoa; Chordata; Mammalia; Rodentia; Muridae. Gene Ontology annotation, biological process: negative regulation of SMAD protein signal transduction; positive regulation of cell migration; negative regulation of transforming growth factor beta receptor signaling pathway. Gene Ontology annotation, cellular component: cytoplasm; lamellipodium. The record is from RefSeq and is a predicted model, not a curated record.
GCGCUAACCAUGCUUGUUCUUUUCUUUUGGCAUCUCACCUUUCCGUGGUCUUCUCUAUCGGAGUGAUGAGUUUUUGCAUUCAGGACAAGGGAUAAACGGUAGAGAGGGACCAGGGACACCUUAUUACAAGGAGUGACCUCACCCUUCUCAAAGAGUGGGCCACUAGCAUUGUCUGAUCUAGUACCCCUAUCCUCCACCUUCUGGACUUGAGUGCUACCUGAGGUUUCGGUCUCCUUGGUGGCUUCCUUUUCCUCCUUUGAGCAUCCUGGCUUUAUCAUCUUAGUCCAUCCUAUACCCCCUGGGAUGUUGACACGUUGUGGGGGCCACCCAUCAAUGCACUUCAAGAGGCAGGCACAGUGUUAACUCCAGACUCCGACCCCCGCACCCCCACAUUUUUAGAAUCUUUCCUUUAGCAGAGGAAUCCCGCAGGAAUGAGGCAGCAAAAAGAGCGGCCAAAGAAUCCUUGACCCUUUCGGCCUCACCCCACCCUUCCAGUUCUCCUUUGGUGGGUUGCCGGGCCCCCACAGUCGUCGCCGCCUUAAGGGAAGCCCCGCCUAUGCAGAGGGGGUGGAGCACAGGCGGAGUCCGAGGAGUCUGGGAAGGAACAAAGCGCGGCCUGCGGGCGGCAGCGGCUGGACCACGGGGAACGGGGCCUGGGGUCCACAGCCCGAGUAGGACGUUGGAGGGGGUCCAGGCGGCAUCGCGGCCCGCGCCGACCCGGCUAUGAACGGGCUGCCCUCAGCUGAGGCGCCGGGCGGCGCGGGCUGCGCUCUGGCCGGGCUCCCGCCGCUACCGCGCGGCCUCAGCGGCCUCCUUAACGCUAGUGGGGGUUCUUGGAGGGAGCUGGAGCGCGUCUAUAGUCAACGGAGCCGCAUCCACGACGAGCUGAGCCGUGCCGCCCGCGUCCCGGAUGGUCCCCGCCACGCCGCCGGCGCCACCAACUCAGGCUCUGCAGCCGGCCCGCGCCGCCCGGUUAACCUCGACUCGGCACUAGCCGCGCUGCGCAAAGAGAUGGUGGGGCUGCGGCAGCUGGAUAUGUCCCUGCUGUGCCAGCUGUGGAGCCUGUAUGAGUCGAUCCAGGACUACAAGCAUCUGUGUCAAGACCUGAGCUUGUGCCAGGACCUGUCAUCCUCCCUGCACUCGGACAGCUCCUACCCACCUGAUGCCGGCCUGUCUGAUGACGAUGAGCCUCCUGAUGCCAGUCUGCCCCCAGACCCUCCACCCCUCACCGUGCCCCAGACUCACAAUGCCCGUGACCAGUGGUUGCAGGACGCCUUCCAGAUCAGUCUCUGAAAAGCUAAGGUGGAUAGGAAUGCGCACCCGUACAAAAGGCUCAAAACUUGCCCUUCAGCAAGUCCUUAGUCGACAGUGCCUGCUCUUUCACCGGUACCACCUCACCUCACAUCAGGAGGGCAAGGCACCUACCCAUCUGGCAAAGCGAUCAAGAUUGCAGCCUCUGCCCAGUGCACUGGGCACCCACUUCUCCCACGUGUGUGCACCCUAGCUUUGGCCAGCCCUUAGUCUGACCAUGGAGCUCACAAAGUAUCUUGCACUUCCGUCGGCGUCUCUGGGACUGGGAUGAGUGCCUAGCUUCCAUCUCCUUUUGGUCUUUUGCUGCUACUUGCAGCUGCUGGCUCAGGGGCAUCCCUACCUGUGGCCCCAGGGUUCCACUACCUGGGACAAGGGCUCCAGGACCCAUCUCUGCAGCCACUCAUGGCCAGAAAGGCCAAGGUCUCUAUGCUGGAUAUUUAAGUUUAGAGGCCAUUUCCUGGAUGGGAAAAUAAACACUUUCA